Molecule: messenger RNA, 638 nt
Organism: Suillus subaureus
Lineage: Eukaryota; Fungi; Basidiomycota; Agaricomycetes; Boletales; Suillaceae
Exons: 3
Source: RefSeq, a predicted model, not a curated record
GUUUACUUCUAUUCCCCCUCAGGGUCAAUACAUGUUUGCGACUAUCUUCUUCUUGUCAAGGCCUGUCUAACUACUACAGGAGACUAGGCGCGCAAUUCAAUUGGUGAUCAGCGAGAAUGUCUCCCGAAACUCAUUUACCACGCAAAACUGGUGUGCGAGGUACCUAUAUCGAGUUUGGAAUGCAUGGUAUAUUGCAAGGAAACUUUAAAAAAUUAGAAUCAUUAUGCAUGUAAGUUACAUAUACAUGGCGUACUGGCAAGGUCAAUUUCAAAGUCUACAACAGGAAUGGGCACAAGCUAUCGAACACGGGAAGUCAGACCGCUCCUUCUGAGGAGGUGCCAAGGGCGGAGAUACACGCUCUCUUUGUGCCGGCUGCACAAUAAUUCUUCAAAUUUGUAUCUGCCAGUCGCUGGUACAAGUUCCAGAGGAAGCCUAAACAUCCUGUCCCUGGAUUGGAGGAGGUGGACGCUCUGAUGGCCGAGAUUCAGAAGGACCCGGAACGUUGGCUGCUACACCGGAGAAAGGGGCAAGGAUCCUCAUCAGCAACGUCGGAGAUGUUCAAAGCGGAGGCAGAAACCGUGUUUAGCACCAUUUUUGCUAGGAGGACCAUACUUAACAACAGCUCCUAUGCACUCGGG